Syzygium oleosum is the source of this 2604-nucleotide messenger RNA. RefSeq names its product disease resistance protein L6-like. The transcript has 4 exons. The coding region runs from base 109 to 2604 and encodes 831 amino acids. Lineage: Eukaryota; Viridiplantae; Streptophyta; Magnoliopsida; Myrtales; Myrtaceae. Gene Ontology annotation, molecular function: ADP binding. Gene Ontology annotation, biological process: defense response to fungus. The record is from RefSeq and is a predicted model, not a curated record.
CAAAUCCAAAAAUUAAUCGGAGUGAAUUCUUUGUAUCCUGGUACUAGGAUACUUGUUACCACUAGGGACAAAAGCAUUCUGAAAAUCAGGGGAUUUAAGUAUGAUAUCAUGCCUUAUGAAAUGGAGGAGUUGAGCCACAAAGACGCACUUCAACUUUUUAGUAGGCAUGCCUUCAACGACAACUCUCCUCCUGCCAAUUACUACACUCUUUCAAAAAGCAUUGUCUCUACUACAAAUGGACUCCCUCUAGCUCUUGAAGCAAUAGGUUCAUCGCUUUUUGGUGAGGAAACAAGAGAAAUAUGGGAAGAGUGGCUACAAAAGCUAAAGAAAACACCUCAUACGGAUGUCUUGGGAAAGCUAAAGAUUAGCUAUGAUGCCUUAGAGCCUAAUCAACAACAAAUAUUCCUCGAUGUUGCAUGUUUUUUCAUUGGUGUGAAUAAGACUAAUCCAAUGUACAUGUGGAAAGAUUGUGAGUUUUUCCCAGAGCAUGCCAUCAAGGUCCUUAUUAAGAGGUGCAUGAUAAAGGUUUUAGAUGGUGAUAGAUUUGGGAUGCACGAUCAAUUUAGAGAUCUUGGAAGCCAAAUUGCCAAACAAGAGCAUACCAGGUUGUGGGAUGAAAAAGACAUCAUUCGCGAAUUAAGAUUAACAUCAACAGAGAUCAAGGAAGGCGUUCAAGUUGAAGCACUCCGUUUGCUAUCAUCAUGGGAUCGUAUAACUGUCACUUCAGAGGAAAUUAAGCGGUUCCCACAUAUACGGUUUCUUUCUUUGUAUGACGUAAACUGCCAAGGUGACUUUACAGGUUGUCUUUCCGAGUUGAGAUGGAUCAAUUUGCGUUACCCUUAUAGAAGUAUUGACGAACCCCGCCGUUAUCAACGUUUGAAGGCAACCAAUUUGUCGCAUCUACAAAACGCGGUUGUGGUGAAUCUUUCUGGGCUUGAAUUCACAGAUGAUGUGUUCAAGAGCCUAAUCAAGAGGGCAAGGAAAUUGAAGGUUCUCACUAUUAAGCAUAAUGACUUGAUCUAUGGGACACCAAUCUUUCCAGAGGACUCAGCUUUAGAGAAGUUGGCUAUUUGUGACAGUUUUCUUUUCUCGGAAAUUGACCACUCUAUUGGGAAUCUGAGGUGUCUGACUGACUUGAGCCUUGAGUUUUGCCAUGCACUUAGAAAAUUACCUAAACAAAUUGGAGAGCUACAGAGUCUACGACACCUCUCUCUUAAGUUUUGCCGUGGCUUGAUUGAACUCCCUGACUCAAUUUCGAAAUUAGUGUCGUUAACGAAGUUGGAUGUAUCAUGCACGAAAAUUACAAGAUUACCAGAUUCCAUUGGUAUACUACCAAGCCUGAAGUAUGUCGAUGUAUCAUGCACACCAAUUGAAAAAUUGCCUAGUACAAUGAGCAAGUUUCAUCAACUCCGAACACUGUACUUGGGUCCUUGUCAUGGGAUACAAGAGUUGCCGAAGCUCCCCAGAAGUAUGACCACUUUAUUGCUGCUAAAAGAACUUACUCUUUAUGGACUGGACUUGCCAACUUUCAAACAACUUCCGUCAAACUUGAUAGUUUUAGAGCUCUACAACACUCACGGAAAACAAGUACACCUCGAUGGGCUUCCUCCAUCGAAAAAGGAGACUGUAUUCGUUUCAUCAAGUUCGAGAAAAUCGAGAGAAAACAAGGUGUACGAGCAACAUGAUGUUCAAUUACUCAAUGUCUUACAAUCGUCGGAGAGAUCACGUAUUCAGGACUGCAAAUCUUCCGAGAAGUUGGUCUGUUUGCUAGAGGAGCUGGGGUGCAAUGAACUACAAGCUCCCGAGUUGAUUGAUCAUUGGAGGGGAACCUUACAUUUCCCAAGCUCCCUGAAGAUGCUUCAAAAAUUCGUUCUGUCGGGGUUCCCAGAGUUACAGAAUAUUCAAUUUGUUUCUAUGUUGGAAUCAUUGGAAGUAUUUUCUGUUGAAGAUUGCUCUUCAUUAAAAAGCUUAGGCGGUUUGUCAAACUUGAACAAUUUGAAAGAUUUAAGUAUUAUCCGGUGCAUGAGCUUACAGGUUGUUGAGGGCAUUGAAAAAUUAGAGUAUUUGUAUCAGUUGAAUAUCAAGGAGUGCAGAUCAAUGGAAAGGAUUUUUGAUGCAUCGAUACACAUAACAUGUAGUGCUUCUUUUUCCCAACUUGAUUGGGCGGUCCAUCGUCCUCACGAUCCGUCAUCGAUUCCGAGAUCGUCAAGUACAACAGCAAGCAAUGAUGACCCAAGACCCCUAAAGAUGCUUAAAAAAUUCCUUCUGUCUGGGUGCCCUAAGGUACAGGAUAUUCAAUUUGUUUCUACGUUCAAAUCAUUGGGAAAAUUUUCUGUUCGAGAGUGCUCUUCAUUAAAAAGCAUAGGCGGUUUGUCAAACUUGAAGAACUUGAAGCAGUUAAAGAUUGACCAAUGCCCGAGCCUGCAGGUUGUCGAGGGCAUUGACGAAUUAGAGUUUUUGCAGUGGUUAGAAAUUAUUGGGUGCAGAUCAAUGGAAAGGAUUUUUGAUGCAUCGAGCUCAAAAAUACCAAAUGAGUGCGUGAUAGAAAUACAAGAUUGUGAGAAGUUACUCAACAGUAGUGCAGAUCCUCAUUGCAACGAUUAG